Molecule: messenger RNA, 585 nt
Organism: Rodentolepis nana
Lineage: Eukaryota; Metazoa; Platyhelminthes; Cestoda; Cyclophyllidea; Hymenolepididae
Source: the annotation of a GenBank genome assembly
AUGAUAAUUGACAUUUUCACGGCCUUAGCUGUUUUCAUGGCGAUGUGGAUACCAGCAGCACUGCCUUUAUCCAUUCUCAUCUUCAUAACUCGCUGGAAUUUUGGAAAUGAGCAAUUUGAUUGGGUGGAAAGAGAAAGCAUAUCAAGGCAGGACAGAGGAGUGAACACAGAUUUCAACUAUGUGGAAGAAAAUGGAGUUGAUAAUUUGUCAAGAAUGCUAAAAUUACAUGAUAGCAUUCAGAGAAUGCUGCAUGAGUAUACCAUCUUAAUGAACACUGCACUAUCAAGUAGAAACGAAGCGGCAGAAAUACAUUUACCAGAUCCUGUAUCUGGACCACCUCCUUCACCUCGGCCUUUAUCAUGGCGACCACACUACCGCACAAAUAACCGUGACGCCGAAAGUCGCAGCGAAGUCUCUUUGACAAAUCCUGCAUUUGACGAUGUUAUAAAGGAAUUAAAGGGUAGGAGGUAUACGCUCAGGUCAACAUUAGACAAAAAUGAGACGCGAUCCUUGGAAGAUGGUAGAAAAGUUCAAAAUGAGGAAGAAGAGGAACGUCAGGUGGAAAGAGAGUCCCAUACAAUCUGA